GCCUCAACCUCAAUUACCGCGAGACUACAACUCACGCACCACCAAUGACUGGUUACACAUAGACAUCGCGAGAUUUGAGCAGCUGUUACUGAGGGUAUUUUUUUUCUCAGGCUGCUACUCUGACAACACGUGGGGAAGAAGACUGACUUUAUACUGGGACAUUUUUUUGAAAUCGAGGUUUACAUCGCGUUGGUCUCACCGUGGCGACAACAAGGGCCUUAAAAACUGUGUAGCUGCUAGUGUCCUGAGGAGAUGCCUCUAAGGUUUCGUUCGAUUGUCCCCUACACACUACCUGGAGUCCUUGCACUGAUCGGCUGGUGGUGGUACACUUCCCGUAAGAAAGAGCGCCUCAUCAGCCAUGACGACCCAGAUGGAGGUCCAACUAAUGGAACCCUGAGAUUGUCUCGAGCAGUGGGUCGCAAUGGCAUGGUUGAGAAGGACACUGUAUCUACUGCAAAUAACACAGAACACCACCUGACCCACAGACAUCCAAAGGACACUAGAAAAGAUGACGAGGAGGAGCAGGAGGAAUAUAUCUCCCCAAAUCAUGUUGCUGAUACAGACACAGCAUCUAUAAUGGGACAGACUCAUCGAGAGGAAGCUGUUGAGGCAUGUGGGAUGAAACUGGAACUCGAUAAACCCCCAGUCUCAACUCUGUCCUCACAUGACCAGGACAAGAGUCUCAAUGUGUCACUAAAAGAGCAUAGAGACCUGAAAAAAAGCUCAGUACCCUCCUGUGUUUCGGAGGCAGACAUCGAUCUAAAUAGAAAACCAAUGUCUGCUUCAGAUAUGAAAGAGAUUGUCUUGCCUGGCCAGUCCACCAGAAUUACCCGCUCAACCACUAUGUCGGUGUGCCUUGCUGAUGCGGAGCGGCCUGAGCCAGAAGGGGAAGUUGCGAAGAACCACAGCACGAUGACGACACAGGAUGAUGGUUGUGCAGUCAUACCUGUUAAAGUGCAGAGUGUAGUGUCAUCACCGUUUGAGUCUCGCGAUAUAGCCAUUUCACUGCAAGAUUUUAAUCAACACAUUCUAACCAGCACACCCAACUCUCUGGUCCUGACUUCCAACGCCCAGUCUGUAUCAUUAGCAUUACAGGAACUCCAGGUUCACAGCGGUCAUGAGGAGGAGCAAGAUCUGGAAGCACUGGCAGCUGGACUCAUAACUGAGGUCAUCUCAGCAGCCACCCAGCAGGUCUUUGGUGGCCCCAGCUGUCCUCUUUCUGACAGAGGGCAACAAUGUCACCAUCCUGAAUUGUCAAACCACCAAAAAACGGGCUGUGAUGAAACCCAAAACAAAGGCCAAGGGAUGCCCAAUGCAUCUUUUACCGCCUCCAUAUGGGAGACUCUCAAGGUUAAUGAAUCAGCGCAGAUAAACACUAAACAAAAGGACGCCAUACCAAAACUGUCUCACCAAGUAGCAGACGGUACACCUCGACUAAACAAAAAAUGGAAAGCCGAUGAAUCUGUGACACAGACUGAGGACUCUGCUUGCAGCACCUGCCACUCUGAGGAUGGCAUCAGCAAUGAGAAUCACCCACAUAGUCUGACUGACAGCCAAAUUGAUAUCGCUCAGAUGACAGACUUGUCAGAAAAAGAAGCAACACAGCCCCAAUCACUACUUGAGACACCCAUGGAGGAAAUUAUUUUUUCUUUGACGGAAGAAAACUCCGUGGAGGUUUGUGGUGUUAAGCUGCUCGAUGGCAUGGACCUAAGGAGCGGACCUCAGGGGUGUGAAGUGGAGACCGACCAGUCUGGAGGCUCUGAUGUGAACAGUAUGGACUCUGUGGACAGUGGCUGCACCAUGGGCGGGAGAGAAAGUCACAGUAACCAUGCUUCCUCUUCAAGCGCUGAGCUUGUCAUCUGGGAGAUUGAAGUGCCAAAGCUUCUUGUCGGACGAUUAAUUGGGAAGCAAGGAAGAUAUGUGAGUUUUCUGAAGCAGACCUCUGGUGCGAAGAUUUACAUCUCAACUCUGCCUUACACACAGGAGUUCCAAAUUUGUCACAUAGAGGGUAUGCAACAGCAAGUUGACAAAGCCCUGUCUCUAAUUGGGAAGAAAUUUAAAGACAUGGAUUUGACCAACCUUUAUGCACCUCCACCACCUCCCCUCACAUUGCCAUCACUCCCCAUGACGUCAUGGCUUCUCCUGCCCAGUGGUGUGACAGUUGAAGUGAUUGUGGUGAAUAUUGUAUCUGCCGGACACGUCUUUGUCCAGCAGCACACCCAUCCUACUUACCAUGCCCUAAGAAGCCUUGACCAGCAGAUGUUCUUGUGCUACUCCCAGCCAGGCACACCCACCCUUCCUUCCCCAGCAGAAGUUGGUGUGAUAUGUGCUGCUCCGGCAGUGGAAGGAGCAUGGUGGAGAGCUCAAGUCAUCACCUUCUAUAAAGAAUCAAAUGAAGUGGAAAUAAGAUAUGUUGAUUAUGGCGGCUAUGACAGAGUCAAGAUUGACUCAUUACGGCAAAUAAGGUCUGAUUUCGUAACAUUACCGUUUCAAGGGGCUGAAGUAUUGCUUGACAACGUCGCUCCCCUCCCAGGAGAGGACCGUUUUUCAUCAGAGGCCACAUCAGUGUUAGAAGAGAUGACAAGAGGAGUUGCAUUGCUUGCCCAAGUCUCGAAUUAUGAUACCAAUACAGGCCUCCCAAUGGUUCAUCUGUGGAACAUGGUGGGAGAAGAGGUUAUUUCAAUAAACCGCACGCUGGCAGAGAGGGGCUUUGGUGUAUGGGUGGAUGGAUUCUGAGUCAUCACCAGUUAGACACAUCACUGGAUGAUUUUUUGUUUGAUUUUGUUUUGUUUGUUUUUUUUGCUUUCCUGUUGUUCUUUUCCUAUAAAAAGACAUUAAAAUAUUUUUCAGGCAUAGUCUUCGAGAACAGCACUGUUUCAAAAUAAGACAAACCUUUUCCUGGUUCUCGUGCGGAACAGAAAUCCCCAAAUGAAAGGAAGAGAAAACUUGUACAUGAAAAAAAAGGGUCUUUUGUAAUUUAAAUAAAGAUUUAACCAAUAUAUUUUUUCUCCCCCAACCUGAACUUUUGCACUGGGCUUUUGGACAUCGUCUUUCAGUAAUUGCGCAGUGUGAUGAGACAUGUCAGACUGUGUAGACACUUGUCAACAGUAAAUACCAAAUAAGUGACAGCUGUAGGUCAGUAAAUUUCAAAGUGUUAUGCAUAAAUGUUAUUCGUCUGGUAUAAUUGUAAGGCUAGUAAUGUUCACGUUGCAAAGUGCAAGGCUGAGUUGAUAGUGAGCACUAAAAGCAUAAAACGGUCACCUGGCUGGCUGGGCAACAACUGUCACUAACAAGCGACACUAACAUUAUUCUGACUUGUUUAUGAUCACAAAAAAAGCUGUUCUCUAUGGAUUUGAACUCGAGGCUCUCUGCAGACUAUCAGAGGCUUUUUGACUGAAAUAAUGCUUAGCCAUAACUUCUAAAUUUUGUCACAACACCACCAAAACCAAGUAUAUUCUUUUUUUUUAAAAAGAGUUUCGUUAAUGUUUCUAAAUAUUUUUUCGUGAGAGCAUUGAGGUUCUUAAGAUGGCAAAAGAAAUGUAUAAAAGGACCUAAAGGAAACAGGUCUGAGACAUGCACUACUUAUUGAUGUUGUCUGGUUCAUUAACAUCACUUUGGAAAUUGAGUAAAGCACCAUUUAAAUAUAGUAGCAGAUUGGAAAACUACAUGACUCUCAUGCAGUGUGGCUUACUUACCUACUUUAAAAGUGAUAAGGGGGGCCUGCUUUGUUAAAAUCCGAGAACUAUAAAGUUAUAGAUUAUAAGUCAUACAAGUAUAUAUGGGCUACACUACUAUUUAUAAAUGACUUUCUGUGACCUGUAUUAUCUGAAUGCAAGAUUUAAACAUUUAUUCUCUGUGGUUGGUUGAUUGGGGGGUGGGAGGGGUGGGUUAAUUGGAUUAAAAAAAGGUUUCCACACUCCUGGCCAAGGGUCCUUGAGAAAUAUGUCGAGUCCAUUUUUGUGUGUGUAAAUUCAUACAGAAAAUUUUGUAUUUAAACAGGGCUCCAUGCACACUGUAAAUGUGUACCUAAAAGAGACUUCACCCUCCCCCUUUUUUUCUGAGGCACAUAAUGAGAAGAUGAAGAUAGAAGACACAAUGCCUAUGUAAUGAGUCUGCAAAACCAAGGUGGUGAAUCUCUGUACUUGCAGAGAACUUCUGGCAUGUUUGCGUGUAAACUUGGCAAAAAAAAAACCUACAGAAACCUGUCCUCUUGUAUCUGUAGCCCCUAUUAUGUAGUAAAUACUGUAGAUCAGUGGUCCCCAACCUUUUUCGCGCGACAGAACCGGUCCAAAAAGUGGGUUUUUGGAGUCCGGCAUCAUUCGGGUUGGGAGGGGUGGGUUGUUUGUGCAUGAUGAAACGAUGACUGUUGAUUGCAGCUUUGACCCGAUGGGGGAUGCGCAGCUAUUUGGUAGCUGGUACAUAUGCAAUCUGUGCAAACUCCUCAUGCAGUAUCAUUCUUUCCACAACAACACUUGGGUGCUCUUUGUUCAAAUGAUUCAACAGGCUUGUUGUUGCUUGCUUUUGAGGACUGACUUGCAUAAUGGCUUCAUUUACUUUUCAUCUCCCCAUUUCCAUAGAGAAGGAAAAGUUGGACUCUGAUUGGCUGUUGUCACGCACAUUUCUGCCACGUCAGAUGCUCACAGCUGGUCGCCGGAAUACAUGUCAAAUUCUGAUCCUUGAGGGCCACUAUCCAGCUUGUUUUUUUAUGUAGCCUUGUUCCAACGCAUCUCAUUCAAAUGAUCAUCAAUCAGCUCAUCAGCAAGAUCUGCAUGAACCUGAGAACCGAUCAUUUGAAUCAGGCGUGGUGGGGGAGGGAAAUAUCUACAACAUGAAGGAUAUCCCCCAUGUGUCUUUCUGUGCGGCCAACAGGGCGGUGAUUGGGGACCACUGCUGAAGAUGGCGUCUCUUGUAAUGCAAAUUAGUUUCCAAAACACCUAAAUGGUUACUUUGGUUCUAUGUAAAUAAGAUGAAACUGUAUUUUCUAUAAUGCCGACCCGAGUGGAAUUCAAAGGGAAUAACAGGUAUUUAUUGCUAUUGUUUGGUGUGUUCUGUUUAAUCUUGCCUCUCAACCUUUCACUCACCCAUCAGUUGUGGGACUUUUUUUGUUUGUUUGUUUGUUUAUGAAUAGCUAGACAAGUCAGUAUUGGGAUAUUUGAAAAUACUGUGCCCCAAAGUUUUUAAAUGUACAGAUGAAGUUUUUUGCUAGGCUCAUCUUCACUUGGAUUGUACAGAUGGAUUAGGAAAAACAAUAAAGGGUGUUUAAAGUGUA
This is a messenger RNA of Hippocampus zosterae (dwarf seahorse), 5269 nucleotides long. RefSeq names its product A kinase (PRKA) anchor protein 1b (gene akap1b). Gene Ontology annotation, molecular function: RNA binding. The record is from RefSeq and is a predicted model, not a curated record. The transcript has 11 exons. Lineage: Eukaryota; Metazoa; Chordata; Actinopteri; Syngnathiformes; Syngnathidae. The coding region runs from base 253 to 2736 and encodes 827 amino acids.